Helobdella robusta is the source of this 159-nucleotide messenger RNA. RefSeq lists its product as hypothetical. Gene Ontology annotation, molecular function: RNA polymerase II cis-regulatory region sequence-specific DNA binding; DNA-binding transcription factor activity, RNA polymerase II-specific. Lineage: Eukaryota; Metazoa; Annelida; Clitellata; Rhynchobdellida; Glossiphoniidae. The annotation marks the transcript as partial. The record is from RefSeq and is a predicted model, not a curated record. Gene Ontology annotation, cellular component: nucleus. The transcript has a single exon. Gene Ontology annotation, biological process: neuron differentiation; cell development; regulation of transcription by RNA polymerase II.
ACUCCAAACAACACAGCCAAGUUAAGGGCCUGGCUGACUGACCACAUGGACCACCCCUACCCCACAAAGGGCGACAAGAUUAUGUUGGCCGUUCUUUGCAAGAUGACCUUGACACAGGUCUCAACGUGGUUCGCUAACGCUAGAAGACGCAUGAAGAAG